UCCCCACUCCAGUCAGCUAACUUCACCCAAACUCUGACCUCUUCCUCUAUUUAACUCUAGCCCCAAACAGCCCAGAAACAAAGUUGGGGCAGCAUGAGCCGAUCACCUCCCCGUCCCAUCCCACUUUUAUCUGUGGGCUCUCAGGAUGCCCUGACUCCCUUACCAUCUCUGCUACCUCCUCUCCAAGCCCAGACUUCCUCCUCCCACUCCUGGGCUUCCCGGUGUGGGCCUCCCACCUGGGCUCUCCGCUGUCUCCUAGCUCUGCAGCACUUCCUGGUCUUGGCAUCUUUGCUCUGUGCCUCCCACCUGCUCCUGCUUCACAGUUUCCCCCAAGGAGGACUCAGUUACUCACCUGCUCAGCUCCUGGCCUCCAGCUUCUUUUCAUGCGGUUUGUCUACAGUCCUGCAAAGUUGGAUGGGCAGCAGGCUGCCUGUCGUCCAGGCUCCAUCCUUAGAGUUCCUUAUCCCUGCUCUGGUGCUGACCAGCCAGAAUCUACCUCUGGCCAACGAGACACGUGGGAAUGCCUCCCUCUCACUCCGCCUGUGUAAACUGGCUGGCUGCCGUGGCCUAGAGCUCUGGAACACUUCUCUCCGAGAGGUGUCCGGGGCAGUGGUGGCAUCCGGGCUGCUGCAGGGCACGUUGGGACUGCUGGGGGUGCCUGGCCGUGUGUUUCACUACUGUGGGCCACUGGUGCUAGCUCCCGGCCUGGUUGUGGCCGGGCUCUCUGCCCACAGGGAGGUCGCCCAGUUCUGCUCUGCUCACUGGGGGCUGGCCUUGCUACUUAUCCUGCUCAUGGUGAUCUGUUCUCAACACCUGGGUUCCUGUCAGGUACCCCUGCGUCCCUGGAGACCAGCUUCAGCCUCUUCAAGUCACUCUCACAUCCCUGCCUUCCGGCUUCUCUCUGUACUGACCCCUGUGGCCUGUAUAUGGCUCACUUCUGCCCUCCUGGGUCUCAGUGUUACACCCCAGCAGCUGCCUGCCCCCUCUGAGGCACCAUGGUUUUGGCUGCCUCACCCAGGUGAGUGGGACUGGCCCUUGUUGACACCCAGAGCCCUGGCUGCAGGCAUCAGCAUGGCCUUGGCAGCCUCCAUCAGCUCCCUGGGCUGCUAUGCCCUGUGUGGUCAGCUGCUGCAUUUGCCUCCACCGCCAGCACAUGCCUGCAGUCGAGGGCUGAGCCUGGAGGGGCUGUGCAGUGUGCUGGCUGGGCUGCUGGGGAGCCCCAUGGGCACGGCAUCCAGUUUCCCUAAUGUAGGCACUAUUAGUCUUUUCCAGGCUGGAUCACGGCGAGUGGCAUACUUAGUGGGGUUGCUCUGCAUGGGGGUUGGGCUCUCCCCAAGGCUGGCUCAGCUCCUCACCACCAUCCCAUUGCCUGUGGUUGGUGGGGUGUUGGGAGUGACCCAGGCUGUGGUUCUGUCUGCUGGAUUCUCAAGCUUCCACCUGGCUGACAUUGACUCUGGGCGGAAUGUCUUCAUCGUGGGCUUCUCCAUUUUCAUGGCCCUUCUGCUGCCAAGGUGGCUUCGGGAAGCCCCCGUCCUGCUCAACACAGGCUGGAGCCCUUUGGAUGUGUUUCUGCGUUCCCUGUUGGCAGAGCCCAUCUUCCUAGCUGGACUCUUAGGCUUCCUCCUAGAGAACACUAUUUCUGGUACUCAGCUUGAACGAGGCCUAAGUCAAGAGACCCCAACUUCUUUUGCUGCCAAAAAACCUCGAAUGCCUCAGAAGUCCAGGAAGAAGGCUGCUCAAGAGUAUGGGCUUCCUUUGCCUAUCCAAAUGCUGUGUUCCUGCAUCCCACAGCCCCAACGUUGCCUCUGCCCGGUGCCUGAAGACUCUGGCGAUGUGGAAGGAGGGCACUCUAAGGCAGGAGAGACAGAAGACUUGUUGUCUGGCUCUAGGGAAGCACGCCCUGCAUCCAGCAGAGAAGGUCCCGGCAAUUACUAGGACUCUCUAUUUCUAUCCUUAUCAGCACUAACUCCCAUCUUGCUGGAGAGUCAGUUGUAAUUUGUACUUUCUCCUAGGGAGAGGGUGUGUGUGUGCACGUGCCCGUGUGUAGCAUGGGCCUACCUGCAUGUCCCAUUUACUAAUGGGAUAGGUUGUCUUUCUUUCUAUAUCUUCCUUCCUUCCUUCCUUCCCUUUUUUUCCCCCUCUCUUUUUCUUUUAACAAAUGGGUGCACCAGGGCCUCCAGCAAAUGAACUCUAGAUGCAUGCGCCACCUUGUGCAUCUGGCUUACAUGGGUCCCAGGGAAUCGAACUUAGGUCCUUUGGCUUUACAGGCAAAUGCCUUAACUGCUAAGCCAUCUCUCUAGCCCAGGUUGUCUUUUCUUGUCCUUAACUAGGCCUAGCUGCUCAGAGCAGGGUCCAUUGUUAGUGGGCCAUGAAUAAAUAAAUGAGAUUUUUGCUGUGAA
Molecule: messenger RNA, 2399 nt
Organism: Jaculus jaculus (lesser Egyptian jerboa)
Lineage: Eukaryota; Metazoa; Chordata; Mammalia; Rodentia; Dipodidae
Gene: Slc23a3
Product: solute carrier family 23 member 3
Exons: 12
Coding region: 94-1935 (613 amino acids)
Biological process (GO): transmembrane transport
Cellular component (GO): membrane
Molecular function (GO): transmembrane transporter activity
Source: RefSeq, a predicted model, not a curated record